This is a messenger RNA of Schistocerca piceifrons (Central American locust), 1677 nucleotides long. Its product is annotated as serine/threonine-protein kinase Nek7-like. Gene Ontology annotation, molecular function: protein kinase activity; ATP binding. The record is from RefSeq and is a predicted model, not a curated record. Lineage: Eukaryota; Metazoa; Arthropoda; Insecta; Orthoptera; Acrididae. Gene Ontology annotation, biological process: protein phosphorylation.
GUGACGAAAAGAAACUGUGUCGCUGAUAUGAUGAAGCGACAUCGGCUACCUCAUACACUCAAUCAAGCAGAAUGUUUACAAGAGCGCAAGUCAAAGCUGGAGAGCAUAGGUUGUCACCUGUUACUUGUCGAAUCUUGCGUCUGCGCAGUCGUUCCGUAGGGGAAGUCGCGUCGCCGCCCCACAUUCCAAUUGACGGCGCGGAAGAGAAAGUACGUUGACGCGAAAAGUGUGCGCAUAAGCCCCUUCGCGACAUGAGUGACGCGGAAAUUCUGGCUCUGACGGCCAACCUAGGGGAGUCGCGUUACGGAAGCUUAAAUCAGUUUAACGUUGAGCGACAGAUCGGCAAAGGACAAUUUAGCGUCGUUUAUAGAGCACGUAGUAAAGUGGACGGAUCAGUCGUUGCCUUGAAAAAAGUGCAAAUCUUCGAGAUGAUGGACGCAAAGGCUCGCCUUGAUUGUAUGAAAGAAAUCAAACUGUUGCAGCAAUUGGACCAUCCAAAUAUCAUCAAAUAUCUGGGAUCUUUUAUUGAAGACAAUGAGCUCAACAUUGUUCUAGAGCUUGCAGAUGCUGGGGAUCUUUCACGCAUGAUAAAACAUUUCCGUAAACACAGACGCCUCAUACCUGAAAGGACUAUAUGGAAAUAUUUUGUUCAGUUGUGUAGUGCUGUUGAGCAUAUGCACUCAAAACGCAUAAUGCACAGGGAUAUUAAACCAGCAAAUGUUUUCAUGACAUCACAAGGUGUUGUAAAACUUGGUGACUUGGGCCUCAGUAGAUUUUUCAGUUCCAAAACAACAGCUGCUCAUUCACUUGUUGGUACUCCUUAUUAUAUGAGUCCAGAAAGAAUGUAUGAACAAGGAUACAACUUUAAAAGUGAUAUUUGGUCCAUGGGAUGCCUCCUUUAUGAGCUGGCAGCCCUACAGUCACCAUUCUAUGGUGAAAAAAUGAAUCUCUAUACCUUGUGCAAAAAAAUUGAGAAAUGCUGUGUCCCACCUAUACCAUCUGACAUUUACUCGUUACAGCUGCGUGAACUUGUGGCUGUUUGUAUCAGACCUGAUCCUGAUGAACGGCCAGAUAUACAACAUGUUAAAAAUAUAGCUGAACAAAUGCAUUCUCAGCUGCAGGCAGCUGCAAGUGGAUAUUCAUCAGACCAACAGAAUUUAGCUUCCUGGCAAUGUUCAAGACCUUCAUCUUCUGACCAGUGACUGGUACUGAGAAACAAGAGAUGUACUUGGUUUUCCAGUAUUCUUCCCGUACCAAAGAAUAGAGGAACAUUUAAUUAUGGAGCCGUUUUAAUUAUUAUUGUUUUACAAAUUUAAAAACUGUCACAAUGUAUUCUUUUAAGAUAACUAGAUUCUCAUUUAUUAUUGACUGAAGUUAGAACAUAUCUGUACUGCAGUGAAGAGUCAAAUUUUAAAAAACUGGAUUAGUAUUCUCAUCAGAAUACCAUAUGAAAGAUAGUGGACUGUGUAUGCAAUUUUAACCCGAUCUCCCUACUUUGUAGAAAAUUUAAAGAGUAAUAUUCUGUGUUUUGUACUUUUUUGCAUACCAUUAAUUCUUUCUGUUAAAUAUGUCAUACAAGAUGUGACACAGUUCUGUGAUUUUUCAAUUCAGUUUUAUACAAGACAUUUAGUGCCAGCAAAACUAUAUUGAAGCACGCAGUUUUAAUUAUUAUGGGAA